Messenger RNA from Melampsora larici-populina 98AG31, 1250 nucleotides. RefSeq lists its product as uncharacterized. Gene Ontology annotation, cellular component: tRNA methyltransferase complex. The transcript has 6 exons. Bases 25 to 1146 code for a protein of 373 amino acids. NCBI's taxonomy places the organism in Eukaryota, Fungi, Basidiomycota, Pucciniomycetes, Pucciniales, Melampsoraceae. Gene Ontology annotation, biological process: tRNA methylation; RNA (guanine-N7)-methylation. The record is from RefSeq and is a predicted model, not a curated record. Gene Ontology annotation, molecular function: tRNA (guanine(46)-N7)-methyltransferase activity.
CGAUUCAGAUUGCUUAAUCUUCAAAUGGCUAGAACAAAGCAAACAUCGCGUAAGCGUAAAAGGCCAAUCGGCGAAGAUAAUCAAGCAAAUACCCCUGCUGCCAAGGUCGAUUCUCAAGUCAUGGGUGUACCGGGAAAAGCACCCCACAUUAUGCCCAGAAAACGCUUCUAUCGUCAACGUGCACAUGCAAACCCAUUCUCGGAUCACAAUUUGGAAUAUCCGACAUCUCCCGAAAAAAUGAAUUGGAAUGAUCAUUACCCUAGCUUCUUUCCUUCUCCUGAGGUUAAAGUGGACGAGAAUGAAAAAGUUCAAGAUUUGAACGUAAAUCACAAAGUAGAAUUUGCGGAUGUGGGUUGCGGUUUUGGUGGUUUACUUGUGGCCUUGGCUCCUUUAUUUCCAACUACACUUAUGCUAGGUAUGGAAAUCCGACCGCAUGUGGCUCAAUAUGUGCGGGACAAGAUUUGGGCACUUCGAGCCCAACAAAAAAUGAUGAAAGGAUCUACAGAUACGCCUGCUGUAACCUCCGAUGUAGAUGGGAAAACCUCUCAAGGAGAAGCUUCAUCUACCUCCAUCGUUCUUCCUGCAGUUCCGCCUUCAAUGCCUGAAUUUGUUAAAGCGGUUCAUAAGGAGAAUACUCCUAAUCCCGAAAAUGAUGAAGACGAUGAUGACGAGGCUCCAAUCUUGGUACCUAAAGAUGGCGCGUUUGAGAACGUUAGCGUGAUUCGUGCGAACUCGAUGAAAUUCCUUCCCAACUUCUUUCAAAAGGCACAGUUGAAGAAGAUGUUCUUUUUGUUUCCUGACCCGCAUUUCAAAGCCAGAAAACACAAGGCACGCAUCAUCUCACCAACGCUUUUAUCCGAGUACGGUUAUGUCUUACAGCCUAAUGGUUUACUCUACACCAUCACAGAUGUUCAUGAUUUACAUCUCUGGAUGGUUAAGCAUCUAACCAACCAUCCACUUUUUAUACCUGUAUCCGAAGAAUCCUUAAUAUCAGAUGACAAAGAAAAACAAGUAGUAGAAUCUAUUCGACAAAGUACAGAAGAGGGUAAGAAAGUAGCCAGAAAUAAAGGUGAUAAAUAUUUAGCUGUCUUUAGAAGAAUCAGUUUAGAAGAAGAAAAUGCAUUGUUGUCUGUUGAGGUCGAAUAAAAUCACGCGGUUGAAAUAUUGUGCAAAACGUCAGGUUACUUUGUUCCUUGUGAAAUUCGGUUUAUUCACCAAUCAUUAUGGAGUAAUCUAAUUUUUGAACUAGC